AUGGCCCAUGGCAACUUGUCCGACCUCAUCUUCUUGGCCCUGGUCGGGGUCACCGUACAGUGGUUGGCCUACCCGGCCACCCUCUUCGAGGAUCUGGGCCCCUUGAAGGCGCAGUUCAAGGCCCAGAGCCCCGACAUGGAGGCUCUCAUCAAGUUUGGCGCCGGGCUCAUCCUCUUCUUGGGCAUGACUCUCUCAGCGGUCAGCUGGAACCCCGUGAAUGGAAAGAUGGCGGGAUUUGGGGCCUUCGUCACCAUGGGCUACUUCAUCUACAGUGUCUUCAAGGCGGACGGUGAGGUCUUCCUCCCACGCUUGUUCUACGCCUAUGCCGGAGUGAUCCUCCUCGGGGCGUUGCACAUCUUUGCGUUUCCCUCCAACCCCCUCCCACCGAAGAGCCCAGAGGUGAAGAACAACCACGGCAACUUCUCCGACCUCAUUGCCAUCAGUUUGCUUGGUGUGGCUUUGUCUUGGUAUUUCUAUCCGGAGCACCUCUUUCAGGACUUGGGCCCAUUGAAGGCGCAGUUCCGCAGUCAGUCCGCAGACUUGGCCACCCUGAUCAAGUUCGUCGCAGGGCUCAUGGUCAUCCUCUCCUUGAUGCUUUCCGGCGUCAAAUGGAAUCCCAUCAACGGCAAGCUCAGUGGCAUUGGUGGGUUCGUUGCCGCUGGCUACACAGCCUACAGCACGUACAGCGCAGACAAGGAGGUGUUUGUCCCGCGACUUUUCUAUGUGUACUCCCUGGUGAUCUUCUUGGGAGCUCUGCACAUCUUCGCCUUCCCUUCCAACCCCAUAGUGAAGAAGGACAAGAAGGAGAAGAAGGAGGGCAAGAAAGAGUGA
Messenger RNA from Symbiodinium sp. CCMP2592, 831 nucleotides. NCBI's taxonomy places the organism in Eukaryota, Dinophyceae, Suessiales, Symbiodiniaceae. The record is from the annotation of a GenBank genome assembly.